This is a messenger RNA of Mesitornis unicolor (brown roatelo), 247 nucleotides long. Its product is annotated as chromosome unknown open reading frame, human CXorf65. NCBI's taxonomy places the organism in Eukaryota, Metazoa, Chordata, Aves, Mesitornithiformes, Mesitornithidae. The transcript has 3 exons. The annotation marks the transcript as partial. The record is from RefSeq and is a predicted model, not a curated record.
AUGUUCAUCUGCAUCAAGCAUGGGAAUGACCAGAGCUUUCUGGCCAACACCAGCUGUGCCAUCCUGCGGCUGCUGUCCUAUGUGAGGAAGAUGGUGGGGGUCCCCAACACCGACGUCAUUGACCUGUGUGACGAGCGGGGCAUCCUCAAGCUGCUGUUCCAGGUGACCAGUCCCAGCAUGAGUGCCAGCGAGUUCCUCCAGGCGUGCAGCAUCUACUAUGCGUGCUGGGUGGAAAUAGGAGCUUCUG